This is a messenger RNA of Dendrobium catenatum, 573 nucleotides long. RefSeq names its product fructokinase-2-like. Lineage: Eukaryota; Viridiplantae; Streptophyta; Magnoliopsida; Asparagales; Orchidaceae. Gene Ontology annotation, molecular function: fructokinase activity. The record is from RefSeq and is a predicted model, not a curated record. Gene Ontology annotation, biological process: fructose metabolic process. Gene Ontology annotation, cellular component: cytosol.
AUGAAGGAGAAGAUGGGAGAGAAUUCAGGCGCUCCAUUGGUGGCUUCAUUUGGCGAAAUGCUGAUCGACUUCAUUCCCGGCAUCGCCAGCGUCUCUCUGGCGGAGUCGGCCGGGUUCGUCGAGGCCCCUAGCGGUGCUCAGGCUGACGUCGCUGGGGAAAUCGCCAAGCUCGGCGGCCGUUCCGCCCUUCUUGGAAUGGUUGGGAAAGACGAGUUCGGGCACAUUUAUGCUUACGUGAACAUUCUGAAGCAAAACAGAGUGGAGACAAGCGGCGUCCUGUUCGACCGGCAAACUCCAACGGCGCUCGCCUUCGUCACUCUGCGCGACGACGGCGAGCGGGAAUUCAUGUUUUAUCGCAACCCGAGAGCGGGUAUGUUGCUGACUGAAAAAGAAAUCUAUAUGGAUCUCAUUCUGCGCUCCGACUUAUUCCACUAUGGGUCUAUCAGCCUGAUUUCCGAGCCUUUUCGCUCCGCCCAUCUCGCCGCCUUGCGCGCCGCUAAAGCUGCCGCUGUACUGUCUAAAUAUGGAACUGAUCCUAAUAUUCGCCUUCCUCUUUGGGGCUCUAAACAAUGA